AUGGCGAGGCCAUACUUCAACAACCUCGAUGGCCUCACCACUCCGGGACUCGACAGCCCCAUCAGUCCUAGCGGAGAUGGCCUCCCAUCGAAGAGAACCAACGCCCUCAGCACCAAACUCACGAGUGUCCUAUCCUCUUCCUACGCUGACUACGAGAUCCGCGAUGCCCUUCGACUCCUCGACGAGCGAGGCGUGCAGAAUGACGAGGAAACGAGAAGGAAUUUGAAGGCAAAUGCACAAAAAGAAGUUAUGGACUGCAAUGCAAAGAUCGUGGAUGAUUUCGGUCAAGUUGCGGAACAACUCAAGCGAGUCGGCGCGAUGAUCGCGACCCUCAAUCAGACCUGCGCAUCGAUGCGUCAGCACAUCGUCGCUGCGAAACAGGAAUCCAGCUCUGUCCUCGAAGAAGCCGCGACGUCGAUUGGCCACAAACGAGAAAUUGAAAUGAAACAACAGCUCCUCGACGCCUUCACCACCCACUUCAUCAUCUCUACACCCGACUUAAACAUUCUCACAAGCUCCGCGGAGCCCCUGGACGAGCGGUUUUUCACAGUUCUCGCUCGAGUCAAGCAGAUACACCGCGACUGCGAGAUUCUACUAGGUUACGAGAACCAGCAGCUAGGGUUGGAACUAAUGGAGCAAACGACCCGGAAUCUCGAUGCAGGAUUUAAGAAACUCUACACAUGGAUUCAGCGAGAAUUUAAAGGCUUGGACCUUGAAGAUCCGCACAUGAGUGGUUCUAUUCGGCGGGCUUUGCGAGUCCUGAGUGAACGACCUGCUCUUUUUCAAAACUGUUUGGAUUUCUUCGCAGAAGCAAGGCAAUCUACAUUGUCUGACGCAUUCCACGUAGCACUUACAGGUUCCACAGGAGCAGCGAAAGCGAUUGAAUUCUCCACGCAUGAGCCGCUGCGGUACGUCGGCGACAUGCUGGCGUGGGUACAUUCUGCGGCGGUGUCAGAGAAAGAAGCACUCGAAGGCCUCUUUGUAUCAGACGCCGACGAGAUUUCUAGAGGCCUUUCAGUAGGUAGAACGAGCGAACCGUGGGCGCGCAUCAGCGAGCGACGAGUAAGCGUCUCAUCGGCAUCCGAUCCUGAGCAGGAACCUGUCUUCGACGGUGUCAAGGCUCUUUCGGACCUGGUAUCUCGCAGCCUCGCAACCGUCUGCCAGACACUUCAGUCCCGAAUCGACAUCUCCGUCCGCAACAGCGGUGACCCGGUGCUCAUGUUCAAGACAUUCAACCUCUUGGACUUCUACUGGGGUAUUUUCAGUAAACUGCUCGGCACGGAAUCCUCGCUCAGCAAAUUGAUCCAGAGUCUGCAGUCCUGGACGCUGUCACAAUUCGAAGCCACAAUGGAAGAAGAGACAGCAGCUGCGACCGCCGACACCACGCCGUCCACAGAUCUCAGCCCGCCCGUGUUCCUCGCGACGGCGUUGACACAGUUUGCAGAGAUAUCGCGUGCAAGAGGCCCGCAGAUGAGCGAGGCUGAGCUGGAGCGCCUCUUUACCGCGAUCCUCGGCGGAAUCGUGACCGCAUGCGCCGGGGCCGCGAUGCAGAUCCCGGAUGCGUGGCGGAGCAAUAUCUACCGGAUGAACUACAUGACGGCCCUUCGGGCCACGCUCGCUUCUCUAUCAUCCCAGGUGCCUGCCGCGCAGAUCCCUCUGGAUAAAGCAGUGCAGGAGAUGCAGGUGCUCCGGGAUCAACUGGUCGAAGACCUGAGCUCAACCUUGCUCGAGGACUCUGGUGUGCGGGAGUUGAUGCAAGAGCUCGACACGCGGCGGCGUCACAAAGCCCCGGCCUGUCGAGCGUGGUUGAUGGCCAACCUGGACGAGGCGGCACAGCGGCUGGACGAUUUCCUAUCCUCCGCGCUGAUGGAUGCGCAAGAGAAUUUGAAGAACCUUCUCGACCGGACGUUAGCCCAGGAUGUCAUCUCCGAGGCUGUGGAGAGAUUUUGCUCCGAGUUCGAUGAGUUGGAGAGCAUGUUGGAAAUGGUGGAGGCCAAAUCUGCAAUGUCAGAAGGAGAGGAUGAGAACCAGCAUGAGGAUGUCAAUAUUCAGCUUGGGUCGUUAAGGGAAUUGUAUCCCCGUACUGGUGCCGAAGUGAGGGCUUUACUGAGCUAG
Rhinocladiella mackenziei CBS 650.93 is the source of this 2115-nucleotide messenger RNA. RefSeq lists its product as uncharacterized. The transcript has 2 exons. Lineage: Eukaryota; Fungi; Ascomycota; Eurotiomycetes; Chaetothyriales; Herpotrichiellaceae. Gene Ontology annotation, cellular component: COG complex. Bases 1 to 2115 code for a protein of 704 amino acids. The record is from RefSeq and is a predicted model, not a curated record. Gene Ontology annotation, biological process: intra-Golgi vesicle-mediated transport.